ACAAAUGUGAGGCUUGAAAUUGUUAAAGCCUUAUUACAUCCUCCCGUGUGAAUAUGCUCAAGGCUAGAAUGCCCUUGGCUUACCUUAUCCUAUCUAUCCACACUUUUCUUUUUUUUUUGUUUUUUACUCAUUUUUCUAUCUCUCUCUCUCUCUCUCUCUCUCUCUCUCAUAAUCUCUUUUCUCUCCCUCUCCCUCCCUUUUUCUUUGUGUCACUUUGGUUAUUAGUAAAGCUAUUUCAAACCCAUUCCUAUUCAAUUCACUUCCCUUUAUCUUCAACGAUGAAUUCAAGUAUUGGCUUCUAGUUAUUUCCGUCCAAAAAGAAACUCUCAAAUUAAACAACAAUAUUUGUAAGUACCUUAAAUUUCUCUUAGUGCAAUCCAAUGGCUCCCAAGACCGGAAAAACAAAACCGCACAAAACUAAAGGAGAAAAAAAGAAAAAAGAAGAGAAAGUUUUACCGACGGUUAUUGAAAUUACGGUUGAAAUACCAGAUGGUUCACAAGUUACCCUCAAGGGCAUCUCUACAGACAGGAUACUGGAUUUGAGAAAGCUCUUAGCAGUCCAUGUUGAGACUUGUCACUUGACUAACUUCUCCCUAUCUCACGAGGUGCGAGGCGAAAGGCUGAAAGAUAACGUGGAAAUCGUAUCACUCAAACCAUGUCAUGUCUCAAUCGUUCAAGAGGACUACUACACGGAAGAGGUUGUGGUGACGCAUAUUCGCCGACUUUUAGACAUCGCAGCCUGCACCUCAGCCUUCGGGAAACUACCCUCCGGGCGAGGGUCAGUCGAAAAUGGAUCCCCAAAACCCAAAGCCAAUGAUCAGAAUUUGGACUUGGGUGGUGAUGUCUCCAUGUAUCCACCACCUAGACUUGGACAAUUCUAUGACUUCUUUUCCUUUUCAAACCUUACACCCCCAUUUCAUUACAUACGAAGAUCAAACCGUCCAUUCCUUGAGGAUAAGACCGAUGAUGAUUUCUUUCAGAUCGAUGUUAGGGUUUGCAGUGGCAAACCAACUACAAUUGUUGCCUGUAGGAAAGGAUUCUAUCCUGCUGGAAAACGUCCUCUUAUUAGCCAUGCAUUGGUGCCUCUCUUACAGCAAAUAAGCAGGGUGUUUGAUUCUGCGUAUAAAGCUCUUAUGAAGGCAUUUACAGAACACAAUAAGUUUGGCAACCUUCCUUACGGUUUUCGUGCAAACACAUGGGUUGUCCCUCCAGUUGUUUCUGACAAUCCAGGUGUGUUUCCCACACUGCCUAUGGAAGAUGAAACUUGGGGAGGAAAUGGAGGUGGUCAAGGAAGGGAUAGUAAACAUGAAAAGAGACAAUGGGCCAGAGAUUUUGCAAUCCUAGCUGCAAUGCCCUGUCAAAAUGCAGAAGAGAGGCAAAUUCGAGAUAGGAAAGCCUUUCUGCUUCAUAGUUUAUUCGUAGACGUAUCAGUCUUCAAAGCAGUUUCUGCAAUUAAGCAUUUUAAAGAUAGCAAACAAAGCUCUAUUAGUAAUGUUCCAUCUUCAUAUGAAGAAAGAAUCGGUGAUUUAACUAUUAAGGUGAUAAGAGAUUUAUCUGAUGCAAGCAUUAAGUUGGACUGCAAAAAUGACGGGACUCUGGUUCUUGGAUUAACCGAGGAAGAACUUGCUCAAAGAAACUUGCUUAAAGGCAUAACUGCUGAUGAAAGUGCAGCUGUUCAUGACACUCCUACUUUAGGUGCAGUAAUUAUACGACAUUGUGGCUACACAGCUGUGGUAAAGGUUUCACCUGAGACAGAUUCGGCGGGGAGUCCUAAUGGUUCUUUGGUAAUUGAUAUUGAGGACCAACCUGAAGGAGGUGCAAAUGCAUUAAACGUUAACAGCUUGAGGAUGCUAUUGCACAAGGCAUCCACACCUCAAUCAUCUAAUGCAAUCCAACGAGUCCAGAGCACUGAUGUCGAUAAUUCUCAUUCUGCUCGGUCUUUCGUAAAGCAAGUUCUCGAGGAAAGUUUUCUAAAAUUGAAGGAAGAGGACACUAGACGUAGCAAAUCUAUCAGAUGGGAGCUUGGGGCAUGCUGGGUACAACAUUUGCAAAGCCAAGCUACAGCAAAAACUGAGCCAAAAAAGGCCGAAGAAGCUAAACUUGAACCAUCUGUAAAGGGUCUUGGAAAACAAGGUGGGUUACUAAAGGAAUUGAAGAAAAAGAUUGACAUCAGGAACUCUAAAGUAGAACAAGGGAACGACAUUGACAUAAACAAGCCUGAUGCUACUCAACAGGAAUUUGAAAGACAAUGUGAAGAAAAGGAAACUAUAUGGAGAAAACUGCUUACUGAUGCUGCAUAUUCACGCCUUAAAGAAUCUAAAACUGAUUUUCAUCUAAAGUCACCUGAUGAAUUGAUGGAGAUGGCACAUAAAUAUUAUGAUGAUGUUGCACUUCCAAAGCUGGUGGCAGAUUUUGGAUCCCUUGAACUUUCACCUGUUGAUGGGAGAACAUUGACUGAUUUCAUGCAUACCAGGGGCUUGCAGAUGUCUUCCUUGGGACGAGUGGUUGAUCUUGCUGAUAAACUUCCUCAUGUGCAAUCACUUUGUAUACAUGAGAUGGUUGUUCGAGCCUACAAGCACAUCUUGCAAGCUGUUGUUGCAGCUGUUGAUAAUGAUUCUGAAUUGGCUUCAUCUAUAGCAUCAUGCUUAAAUAUAUUGUUGGGAACUCCGUCAUUUGAAACUAACGAUGCUGAUAUUACUAGUUGUGAUAUACUGAAAUGGAAGUGGGUAGAAAUCUUCCUUUUGAAGAGGUUUGGAUGGAAGUGGAAGUAUGAAAUUAGUAAAGAUUUAAGAAAGUUUGCCAUUCUUCGUGGACUGUGCCAUAAGGUUGGACUUGAGCUUGUUCCGAGGGACUAUGAUAUGGAUACAGCAUCUCCUUUUAGAAAGUCAGAUAUUGUAAGCAUGGUCCCCAUAUACAAGCAUGUUGCUUGCUCAUCUGCUGAUGGCCGAACACUGUUGGAAUCAUCAAAGACUUCCUUGGAUAAAGGAAAAUUGGAGGAUUCUGUCAACUACGGCACCAAGGCACUUUCAAAGUUAGUAUCAGUGUGUGGGCCUUACCAUAGAAUGACCGCAGGAGCUUAUAGUCUCUUGGCUGUUGUGCUAUACCAUACUGGUGAUUUCAAUCAGGCAACUAUCUAUCAGCAAAAAGCACUAGAUAUUAAUGAGAGAGAGCUUGGACUGGACCAUCCCGAUACCAUGAAAAGUUACGGGGAUCUUGCUGUUUUCUAUUAUCGUCUCCAACAUACUGAGUUGGCUUUAAAGUAUGUUAAUCGUGCAUUGUAUCUUCUGCACCUAACUUGUGGACCUUCACAUCCGAACACUGCUGCCACCUACAUCAAUGUAGCAAUGAUGGAAGAAGGAUUGGGGAAUGUCCAUGUUGCCCUGAGAUACCUUCAUGAGGCUUUAAAAUGUAACAAAAGAUUACUUGGAGCUGAUCAUAUACAGACGGCAGCCAGCUAUCAUGCAAUAGCCAUUGCUCUUUCUUUGAUGGAAGCAUACUCUCUAAGCGUUCAGCAUGAACAAACCACUCUCCAGAUAUUGCAGGCCAAACUUGGGUCUGAUGAUCUAAGGACUCAGGAUGCAGCUGCUUGGCUUGAAUAUUUCGAGUCAAAGGCUCUCGAACAACAGGAAGCUGCUCGCAAUGGUACACCUAAGCCAGAUGCCUCAAUCUCCAGCAAGGGUCAUUUAAGCGUGUCAGACCUCUUGGAUUACAUAACACCAGAUGCUGAUUUGAAAGCAAGAGAAGCACAAAAAAAGGCUCGUGCCAAGUUGAAAGAAAAACCAGGCCAAAAUUCGGAUACAGCUACAGAUGAAAGUCACAAGGAGGAAGAUGUGUCUAUAGAUUAUUCAAUUACUGAGACUUCAAGCGAUAAAGAAAAUAAAUCUGAAGCUCAAUUUCAAGAACAAAAGAUAGAUAAAGUUGAGUUCACAAAUUUAGACCAAACAAUGCUCAAUGAAGGCAAUAAACUGGCAGAGAGUGACAACUCAGAUGAAGGAUGGCAGGAAGCAGUUCCUAAAGGUCGUUCGGUCAUCGGGCGCAAGUCAUCUUCAUCAAGGAGACCUACCCUAGCAAAACUAAACACCAACUUCAUCAAUGUUUCUCAAUCAUCCAAAUAUCGAGGAAAUCCCUCAAACUUUUCUUCUCCAAGAUCAAAUUUAAAUGAGACUACUGCAGGGACGUCUCUUCCUGUUCCAAAAAAGUUUGUCAAGAGCACAAGCUUCAGUCCUAAGCUGAAUGGCUCUAACACCCCUACCGCUGGAGUGGAGAAGUUAGCAGACACAAAGUCAGCUCCAUCUAGCCCGGCUCCAAGCGAUCAAAUUGCUAAACCAGCUCCUGUUAAUGGUGGCAUCACUCUUCAGUCAACAAGUAAACUUUUUUCUUACAAAGAAGUUGCCUUAGCCCCACCUGGAACAAUUGUCAAGGCUGUGGCUGAACAGCCACCGAAAGGAAAUCCUAAUGUUGAACAAAAUUCUGAGGUGAGCCCCAUAGUAAUUGCAGAGAAGGAGAUCCAUAGUAAUGUAGGAGCCCCAAAUGAUAUUGAAGAGAAGGUUCAAAAUUCAGUUAAUGAGAACGCGCAAGAAUCUUUCCAUGGAGAAGAAAAAGAAAAGGAAGUUGUUGUGGUGGCAGCUAAUACAGCAACAUUAAAAAGUAUCGAGGUCAGAAAACUCCAGGAAGCAAACAAUGAUGUUGUUAUAGAGAAGAAUGUUGAAGUCGGAAACAUCACAGCCGUGGUGGUUGAGAAAUCUGAUAGUUUAAACAAGGCAACCAAUGCUACCUCCAAAGAUUCAUCAGAGAUAGAAGCACAAUCAACUUCCCUAACCGUUUCAGUUGAAAGUAAAAUACACGACAACGAUGCUUCUAUAUCAAAAGAGGUGGAUAUUGAAGGAGAAAAGCAAGAAGUAAUAGAAGGUGGAAAAGAACAAACCAAGAAACUUUCAGCAGCUGCACCACCAUUUAAUCCAUCCACAAUUCCAGUUUUUGGCUCUGUUCCAAUUCCAGUUCCAGUUCCAGGUUUCAAUGAUCAUGUAGGUAUUUUGCCUCCGCCGGUAAAUAUUUCUCCUUUGCUUCCACGGAGAUCUCUGCAUCAGUCAGCGACAGCUAGGGUUCCAUAUGGUCCACGGAUUUCUGGUGGCUAUAAUAGACAUUAUGGGAACCGCGUUCCACGAACUAAAAUUAUAUUUCCGUCAGGUGAGCAGUCCAGUGAUGGCAACCCUAACAGCCCUCCUACAAUAAUGAACCCACAUGCCUCAGAGUUUGUACCUGGACAAAUUUGGGUGACUCCUAAUGGAUAUAUAACUUCGCCAAAUGGCAUUCCAGUAUCUCCUAAUAGUUUCCCCCCAAUAUCUCCAAAUGAUGGUAGUCCUCAUGAUUCACUAAAUGAUAUCCCAGUGAACCAAACUGAGUUUGCAACAUCUCCAAAUAGUUCAAAUGAUUUAGCACAAGUUGAAAACAAUCUUCAAAAUGAAAAAGUUCUCGAUGAGCAAGUUACCAAAGCUUUGACAGCACAAGUCAGUUCUGAGAAGCAGCCAGUGGAGCAAAAUCCUCAACCUGACCCACAUGUCAGCACUGAAAAUGGUUGUCCUGAACUAGAAGAAAAGGAUAUAGUCCUUAGCGACCCAACUGAGGUUGAAGUAGCCAACAAAGACACGGUAGAUGAGGUAGAGUCAAGCAAAUGUUGGGGAGAUUACAGUGACAACGAAGCUGAAUCAACUGAGGUUAAGGAAAGUUAAAACGUUUCUUGGUAAUCAAGAAACACUUUUUGUUGCAAAGGUAUCAAAGAUAACAAAAUGUGAUUGAUACAAGGGAUUGACUAGAUUGCAGUUUUCAUUGUCCGGAAUUAUUCAUGGUAGAACUGAUUACUAAUAAUGAAAUGUGGAAGAAGUUUCAUCCAUCUUGGUUGGUACAUAUUGAUUGAGGGGAUUCAAGUUUAAUUAAGGCCUGUUUUUGCGAAGAAAGUCGCAAACAAGACCACGGAAGAUUUGGUGAGUAGUUUUUUAGUAAUGUGUUUCAAAUUCUUUUGAUCUGGAUCUGCUAUAGCUGUAUUUUUUUUUGCAUGUUUAUGUUUCAUGUUAUGAUACUCUGAUGACAGUUGAUGACUAUGUUGCACGGAAAUAAUGUCUUAUCUCUGUCUUUUCGAACUUUUUUAUCAUUUAUAUUUUAAACUUGUAUUUUCCGUGUGAUGAAUAACAAUGUUGUACAAGUUCAAAAAUCAAAACGGUGUACUUGAUAAUCAUAAA
This is a messenger RNA of Trifolium pratense (red clover), 6236 nucleotides long. Its product is annotated as protein REDUCED CHLOROPLAST COVERAGE 2. Gene Ontology annotation, molecular function: protein binding. Bases 381 to 5729 code for a protein of 1782 amino acids. NCBI's taxonomy places the organism in Eukaryota, Viridiplantae, Streptophyta, Magnoliopsida, Fabales, Fabaceae. The transcript has 23 exons. Gene Ontology annotation, cellular component: cytoplasm. Gene Ontology annotation, biological process: organelle organization. The record is from RefSeq and is a predicted model, not a curated record.